Messenger RNA from Paramecium octaurelia, 420 nucleotides. The record is from the annotation of a GenBank genome assembly. NCBI's taxonomy places the organism in Eukaryota, Ciliophora, Oligohymenophorea, Peniculida, Parameciidae.
AUGGAUGAUGAAUUAGCUUUUUAGAACCUUCAAAAUGGUAUGAGUCUUCUCCCUAUGACAUUAAAGCCAUCGAAAACAUGAAAAGAGAACGAGAUGAACUCCUCCAAGAAUAUCAGAAGGAGAAAACAGAUUUCUAAGCAUUCGAUGCACAAAUUCGUAAGAUGCAAAUGGAGCUCGAUCUAAGAGUGGCCAUCUUGAAAGACAAAGAAUCUAAGUUAGCUAAUUACAAAAAGAUGAUAGAAGAGACAGACCUCACAUAUCAUCGAGUAAAUUUAUUAACUUAAAAUUGAAUAGAUUGUUGAAACAUCCAACAGAUUAGCUGCCAAUCUAGAAAAAGAGACUCAGUUUAUUAAAGAUCGGUUCAAAAUUAAAUAAGAAAUUUGAAUUUAAUAUACAUUAUCAAAUAUCUAAAUCUCAAUA